CAACAUUUCUCCACAGCGUCUCUUCCCUUCUUUAUCGAGAAACCGCCGAGGAAGUAGUGGAGAAGUACCGACUCUGCCAUUUUUGUCUUCUACGGGAACGACGCGCCAUUCAAGCUUUCAACGAAGGCCUCGUCGGUGGGUUUAGUGUGUGAUCAUCGUAGACCAACGUUGAUUGUUUGCCGCCCGGUUCUCCGCUUGGUAUUUGGCGCUGGGGUUUCUCGAAUUAGGGAUUUUUCUUUUUAGGGUUCUUGGGUAGCCAAACGGGGAGAACAAAGCGACCAUAUGCAACAAAAGAUGCAGCAGCCACAACAGAUGAUGCCCAUGAUGCCCUCGUUUCCGCCUUCCAACAUCACUACUGAGCAGAUCCAGAAGUUUCUUGAUGAGAACAAAAAGUUGAUCUUAGCCAUAUUGGACAAUCAAAACCUCGGCAAGCUGACUGAAUGUGCCCAAUACCAAGCACAACUGCAGAAGAAUCUAAUGUAUCUAGCGGCUAUUGCUGAUGCCCAGCCACAGGGACCUGCUAUGCCCCCUCAGAUGUCUCCACAUCCAGCAAUGCAACAAGGAGGAUUUUACAUGCAGCAGCAUCCUCAAGCUCAAGCUCAGGCUCAGGCUCAGGCUCAAGCUCAAGCUCAAGCUCAGGCACAAGCACAAGCACAAGCUCAAGCAGCAGCGGCAAUGGCUCAGCAGUCGCCAGGGGGUUUCCCCCCAAGGAAUAUGCCAUUACAGUAUAACAACCCCCCACAUCAAAUGCAGGAUCAUCCACAACAAUUACACCAACAAGCGAUUCAUGCACAACAGAUGGGAAUAAGGCCACCCUUGGGAAACAAUAAUAGCAUGCAUCAUACCAUGCAAGCUGCUGAUCCAAAUCUAGGAAGCAGUGGGCCCUCCCCAGCAGCAGCAGGAUCGAAUAAACAAGAUGCACCACCUGAAGCUGGAUCAACCGGUGGUGAUCGCCAGUGUAGCCCGGCUGCUGGUGAAGGUGGUGAGCAGGCGAAAUGACCAAACUGGGUUUUGAAUAAAACAUGAGUAUGCCUUCUGCUGUUUGAUUAGUUGGCAUAUUCACAGAGUGAGCCGGAUCUGUUUCUUGUGGUUCCCUUUUUGAUGUUGUGAACCCAGAACUGAAAGUGGUCCUCUUGGUUUUCGUGUUAGUGUUUGACAGAGUAGUCCUCUAGCGCAAGUUGUUUGGUGUCUGGUCUGGCUACUUUGAAGUAAUCUAAACCAGAGCUGUAGUUUCCUUUUCUUUCUGUUUCUUAUCUAUAGGGUUAGUUUUGGGAUGAGUGAUUUCUUGUUGUAAUCUGUGUGGUAGUGUUGUACUGACUGAUGAAACUCUCGAUUUCGUCGGGAAGUUUUCAAUAACUUGAGUUGGUAACGGAAAUCAUGUUAGAUCAGGUCGAGAAAAGUAACCAUAACAAAGAAAUUUCUUAGAUAAAAGAUACAAUAUACCAUUUUAAUUAGUUAUUUGAAUCUCGUCACCUUUCAUACAUAGGCUGAAAAAGAAUACCAUUAACUUGGAACAAAAUAUUCAGGCAAGUAAAAUAACCGAGUUGGAAGAAACAAAAUCUAAGAGGUGCGUAGCACCCAAUGCUGGCCAUCGAUCUGAACCGUAUGCCCAUACAUCUGGGCAAACAAAUGAACCGCCCGUCUGACCGACCGCCUAUCCCCCACGAGAAAAUAGUCAUGCCCAAACAUGACCCCACCCGGUCGCAACAACCGGUACGCCCGGUUCAAAUCGGACCAAAUCGAGGUAAACUCAUGACCCGCGUCGAUCUCGAUCAGAUCCGCGGUCACACCCCACUCGCACAACACCGACAGGGUCGAACCGGCGGAGAACGGGAGCGGAAGGACCGAGUCGGUCACGUUGGUAUAAACCGCGUUCUGCAUGAACUGAUACAACAGCGUCACGGCGCCGUUGACUUGCUUAAUAAAGGGGAACUCCUCCCUGAACCCGGCCCAACCCCGGAAGUCGUCGAUGCACAAAAUGACCGUGUCGUCGAGGCCGAGCUCACGCGCCAGCUUGGCCAUGUGGACGGUCGACGCGCCGAGAAAUGUCCCGACUUCGAUGAUGACCUCGGGGCGGACCUCCUCGAGGAGGUGGCGGAACACGGGCGUGGUGGAGCCCCAGCCUUUGAGGCACUUGUGGCGGAGGGACCCGGCCACGUGCGGCGGCGGGAAGUCGGAGAAAGGGGAGGUGCCGCCGUAGACGCGGUCGAUGAGGGUUUGUCGGAUCUGGCGGGUGGGUAAGGGGUUGGCGGCGCAGUUGGGGGAGGCUCGGAAGUUGUCGAGCUCGGCUGGGAGAGUCAUGGCGGCGGUGGUGGCAGUUGUUGUUGGUAGUUGGGAGUUGGGGAGGUUGUUGUUGUUGUCGUUGGCGGUGGAGGUGGAGGAGGCGGCGUAGAAGUAGCCGAUGUAGAAGGAGAGGAGGAUGAGGAGUGUGUAGAUUGCUGUGGAGUUGGCGGGCUGUUUGUUGCCGGCGGGGAGGCUCUUCCCGUCUUUCAUCUUAAUUUCUUUCUCUAUAUUAUGGAUGAAAC
Messenger RNA from Linum tenue, 2525 nucleotides. The record is from the annotation of a GenBank genome assembly. Lineage: Eukaryota; Viridiplantae; Streptophyta; Magnoliopsida; Malpighiales; Linaceae.